Cantharellus anzutake is the source of this 1765-nucleotide messenger RNA. Its product is annotated as membrane transport protein-domain-containing protein. The record is from RefSeq and is a predicted model, not a curated record. Gene Ontology annotation, cellular component: endoplasmic reticulum; membrane. Lineage: Eukaryota; Fungi; Basidiomycota; Agaricomycetes; Cantharellales; Hydnaceae. The coding region runs from base 1 to 1566 and encodes 521 amino acids. Gene Ontology annotation, biological process: transmembrane transport. The transcript is spliced from 6 exons.
AUGAAGCCCGAUAGUGCGUAUGGGUUACUGUUACUCACGGUUUUUGAGUCCAUUUUGGAAGUAUUCAUUAUGUGUUUCAGCGGUUGGGCAUUGGCCCGCAAAGGGGUUCUCGACAAACUUACCCAGAAGAAAAUGAACGUAAUCAAUAUCUGGCUCUUCACCCCCUGUCUGCUAUUUUCCAAAGUGGCCUUCUCGCUCACGCCGCAAAAGCUCAAGGAACUGUGGAUUAUCCCCAUUAUUUUCGUAGUGGCGAUUGCCAUAUCCGGGGUGGUCGCGUCGAUCAUAAGCACUAUGUUGCGCCUGAAGAGAUCUCAGCGCAACUUUUGUAUGGCGGCCUCGAUGUUCAGCAAUACCAAUUCAUUGCCGAUUGCGCUCAUACAGAGUAUGGUGUUCAACAUCAAAGGUCUCAGCUGGGGCCCGGAUGACAACAUUAAUUCGAUGCUUGGGAGAGGAUUAGGGUAUAUGAUUCUUUACGCAAAUCUCGGUACGAUGGCUCGUUGGUCGUACGGAGUUCAUUUGCUAACCCAAGAGGAAGAUGAACUCACCCAAAGUGCUCUCGGGCAAAACAUUGGUACACGCCCCGAAGCAUCCUCGAUGGUUCCACCUGAUUUGCUGGAAGUCGCACUUCCCCCAACCCAACCAGCCCAAGUCGAUGGCCCAGCGGCGGUCGCCUCUCGGAGCCAGGAUCCACCUAGACCGCACCGUGAAUCAGAGGAUGGGUGGGGAAGCGAUCACCCUCAACUCUCAUUCCAAACUAUCACGUCGCCAUCGUCAAGCAUAUGGCAUUCUCGUGCCCGCCGAACACAGAGAGGAUUAUUAACAUUCCUGAAGAAAGUUCACGAGUUUGCAACGUUCCCUUUGUAUGCUUCACUUGCUGCAUUUCUUGUUCAUUUUUUGAUGGAAGACGUUCCACCCGUGAGGGGCUUCCUAGAAAGUGCUGGCGCGUGUUCGAUCCCUAUCACCAUGUUAACGUUGGGGGCGUGUUUUUACGACGAGUCUGUACUAUCCCCAGUCCUCCCUAAUGAGCCCCGACCUCAGGAAAGCGACAUAGAAGCGGAAGAUUGCUCCCCGCCAGACCUAGAGCAACCUUCCGAAUUGACAGGAUUGAUCCAUAGGGUCCCGGAGCAACGACCGGACCUCGUUCACAGCACCUUUGUCGCAUCUGCGACAAGAAUAUUCAAGACCUGUACUUUUGAUUUUUGGGCACAUUUCUCAAAUUCGCGCAAGAAGAGAUCAGAAAACAGAACCACUCCGGGGGAGACGACCACUGUAAUUGUCUCAUGCUUGGCUCGGAUGGUUGUAACACCUUUGAUCAUCCUGCCACCGAUGGCUGCGCUGGCGGCGUAUGAGGUGCUUGAUUUAUUCAAAGAUCCCGUAUUUGCCGUAUCAAUUGUCCUGUUGAUAACAUCACCGCCUGCUUUGGCGCUGGCUCAGAUUAUACAAACCUUGUCCGGAGACACGUUUGAAAGACUUUUCAAUCGAACGGUCCUCUGGGCAUAUUGCUUGUUCACUCCCCCUCUCACCCUGUUUUACGUUGUCAUCUCUUUGCGCUUCAUGCAGCUGUGACCAUCGUUGCCCCGUCUCCCCUGUUCCUAUAUACUGGGAUCCUGCCUACUGUUCCUACCCCUUUUGCUGAAAUAGUUGGAUUGAUAUUUCUCUACAGCAUCCUGCUGUCACUCAAAGCGAAGCUUGAUGCAUAACAUGCAGUAACUAAACCAUCACCAUUGUAUAAUCUGAGAGGCUCUGAAGUCUCCAAACGAAUCCG